CAUGGAUGCAUGCAUCUUGGUGUCGCAUUUCAUUACACACAACAGUUCAACAAGGUAACUGACUGUACGUAAAAGGCGUGGUUCUCGGCGGUGUAGUUACGGCCCGCGUCUGUCCGGGUCUGUCGCAUCCGCAUCGCCAGAAGCCGGAGGACGAUGCCCGUAACCCGGCGACGUUGACGGCUGCAUAAAGUGCAUGGGCUGAGUGUUCAGGGUAGGCUGCUUAAGAGGUUGAAGAGAGGGAGUGAGUGAUUUGACAAGUGGACCGGCCGAGACGAGACCGAUCAUGUCAUAUCAUGAAUAGAGGAAUAGGCAAUAGUCCACUGACAAGUCGACAUCUCACGCCAGAUUCAUGGCUAAAGUGUUUGCUCCAGGGGCAUUCACGGGCCUCAUCAUCCCACCAUCUGCGAGUGCAGCCGCGAAAGCCCCGCCAACGCCAGCAGCGGCAGCGUCAUCGCGUUGAGAAGAUUGACCCCCACCUUGAACUCAGCAGUGCUAUUUACUACCUGACGCUCCCCUCCAUAAACUCUCUUCUUCCCUUCUUCUCCUCGACAUCACCCUUUGACCUGCAUCCCCAUUCACUCGUACCUCGCAUCAAAAUCAUGUCGCUGUCUAACAAGCUCUCCAUCACUGACGUUGACGUCAAGGGCAAGAGAGUCCUCAUUCGAGUCGACUUCAACGUCCCUCUCGACGCCGACAAGAACAUCACCAACAACCAGCGAAUUGUCGGUGCCCUCCCCACCAUCAAGUACGCCCUCGAGAAUGGCGCCAAGUCCGUCAUCUUGAUGUCCCACCUCGGCCGCCCCAACGGCUCCCCCAACGAGAAGUACUCCCUCAAGCCCGUUGUCCCCGAGCUCGAGAAGCUUCUCGGCAAGAAGGUCACCUUCGCCCCCGACUGUGUCGGUCCCGAGGUCGAGGAGAUCGUCAACAAGGCUGAGGAUGGCGCUGUCAUCCUCCUCGAGAACCUCCGAUUCCACAUUGAGGAGGAGGGCUCUUCCAAGGAUAAGGAGGGCAACAAGACCAAGGCCGACAAGGCUCAGGUUGAGGCUUUCCGCAAGGGUCUGACUGCCCUUGGUGAUGUCUACAUCAACGACGCUUUCGGCACUGCUCACCGUGCUCACUCCUCCAUGGUCGGUGUCGACCUCCCCCAGAAGGCCUCCGGUUUCCUCGUCAAGAAGGAGCUCGAGUACUUCGCCAAGGCUCUCGAGGAGCCCAAGCGUCCUUUCCUCGCCAUCCUCGGUGGUGCCAAGGUCUCCGACAAGAUCCAGCUCAUUGACAACCUCCUUGACAAGGUCAACACCCUGAUCAUCUGCGGUGGUAUGGCUUUCACCUUCAAGAAGACCCUCGAGGGUGUCUCUAUCGGUAACUCCCUCUUCGACGAGGCUGGCUCCAAGACUGUUGGCAACCUCGUUGAGAAGGCCAAGGCCAAGGGCGUCAAGCUCGUCCUCCCCGUUGACUACAUCACCGCCGACAAGUUCGACAAGGACGCCAACACUGGCUACGCUACCGACAAGGACGGCAUCCCUGACGGCUGGCAGGGUCUUGACUGCGGCGAGGAGUCCGUCAAGCUCUACAAGGAGGCCAUCGCCGAGGCCCAGACCAUCCUCUGGAACGGUCCCGCCGGUGUCUUCGAGUUCGAGAAGUUCGCCAGCGGCACCAAGGCCACCCUCGACGCCGUCGUCGACGCUGUCCAGAAGGACGGCAAGAUCGUUAUCAUCGGAGGUGGUGACACCGCCACCGUCGCCAAGAAGUACGGCGUCGAGGACAAGCUCAGCCACGUUUCCACUGGUGGUGGUGCCAGCUUGGAGCUCCUCGAGGGCAAGGAGCUGCCCGGUGUUACCGCUCUGUCGAGUAAGUAAAUAAUAUCCACACCUGUUGGAGUACGAUGUCUUAUGAGAACCUGUUGAUGACGGGCUAUGAAAAUGGAAAAAGGUCGGGCGGGAAGAGCUAGUCUGUAGCAAAGACUGAACAGAUCAAAUAAUUAAAUACCAAAUACCAAUAGAGGCGCGAAAGCGCUAUAAGAACGUUACCUACGACUGAAGCAGUUCCGAUUGUCGCACGUGUGAGAAGGAAUUGAUGGUGGAAUCUGGAGCUUGCAAAUGUAGAUGUAUGAGAACGCUGCAAACGUCCAGAUCGCGCAGGCUCGUGUUGCUUCGAGGAAGAAGAAUAAAAUAAAAGAUCCUGCGGCCGGACCGACCAUGCUCGCUGUGGAAUGGGAAACGAUUCCAGCAUCCUUUACAAAGACCAGUGUCGGUGUGAGCUUCCGAUCUACGGGUUGAGGCUCUUGAGACUCUAAAUGACGAGGCCGAAGACCGACCAACAAUAGCUUACUUAUUUCACCACGAACCUGUCCCGAUAUUUCUGUCACCUAGCAAGCAUUGGCGGCACAUGCAAUCGUUCAACACAAACAGACACAGCUAAAGCCCAUUCAAACGUUCAAAGAUGCUUCGUGGCGCUUUCGCGCGCCUCUAUUGGUAUUUAAUUAUUUCAUCUGAUCUGUCUUUUCCACAGACUCGCCCUUCCCGUUCUAUAAAUUGGUUCGAAUCGCGGUAUCGUCACAACAUAGCUCUAUCGGCGUUUAGCAGCCUCGACCUUCUUCAAUUCCUCCCUAUCCAGAUAUUAGCUUUGACUAAAUAGUGUCCGUGGAUAUUGAACGCACCGAAGUUGUUGCGAGAAGUCGUCGCUCGUGUCAUCGUCAUCCCAGCUCUCUUCCCAGAGAUGCUUUGUCUCGCCGCUGCCUUUUGCAGCCUCGGUCUGAUCCUCUGGCCAGUCUAAACAGCAUCAGUACUCAAUGUAGCCUAAGAACAGCUGUGAUGGGAGUGGUACCGUCGACGGGAAAGUCCUCGAACUCGUCGUCCUCGCCGAGAGCGGCGGGCUUCUGCUCUGGCUUCUGCUCAGCGGGCUUGUCGUCUGUGGUCUUGGGAUCUGUGGAUGCCAUGAUGGAUCGAGGCGGGUAUGUGAUAUGACGUUUCGAUUAAAUGGGAGGGAGGCAGGGCGAUUGUGGUUGUUGAUGGAGCUGGAGCUGGAUUGAGAGGCUAAGGUAUUGAGAGCUUGAUGAUGAUGCGGUAGCUGGAGCCUUGUGGACGAGGCGGGAAGGUGGGGCUCAACGGAAGAAUGAUCGACCGCUCUUGGACAUGCAACGAAGGAUCACCACGAAUAUUCACUUCAAUGGCAGACAAAAUGAGGUAGGAAUGACUAAGAACAAUGAAGCAAGGGAGGUAAUUUAUAUUUCAUAUUAGCCUUGAGUGAGAUUUCUGUUAUGAGACAAUGCUCCACCUCUUCAUGAUGUGUUUGCAUAGAGGUUUGACGCUGUUCAAUUACCGGCAAUCAAUCUAGCACUGCUUCAGCUGGAACUAUGACAAUGAGAGCGUCAAAAGAAAUGAAUGGGUUACAAGAAAAAAAAAAAAAGGAAUAGAACAAGAAACUCUAGAUCUGUAGUCUAUAUCUGCAAAAGGAAACCCUGGCGGGUUGUUGUAUAAUUGCGACCGAGGGGAAUCGAACCCCUCUCUAACGCUUGGAAGGCGUUAAUGCUAACCACUACA
This is a messenger RNA of Fusarium verticillioides 7600, 3539 nucleotides long. RefSeq names its product phosphoglycerate kinase. Gene Ontology annotation, molecular function: ATP binding; ADP binding; phosphoglycerate kinase activity. The coding region runs from base 294 to 1856 and encodes 520 amino acids. Lineage: Eukaryota; Fungi; Ascomycota; Sordariomycetes; Hypocreales; Nectriaceae. Gene Ontology annotation, biological process: gluconeogenesis; glycolytic process. The transcript is spliced from 3 exons. Gene Ontology annotation, cellular component: cytosol. The record is from RefSeq and is a predicted model, not a curated record.